Molecule: messenger RNA, 741 nt
Organism: Plasmodium coatneyi
Lineage: Eukaryota; Apicomplexa; Aconoidasida; Haemosporida; Plasmodiidae
Exons: 2
Coding region: 1-741 (246 amino acids)
Source: RefSeq, a predicted model, not a curated record
AUGAGAAAAGACGAUACGAUGACUUCUAUGGAUGAGGGUAAAAGGACGGAGGGGCAGACAAAAGAGACUGCCGCAGAAGGAUGCUCUGAUAAGAUUGGCGAGAUCGAAAAGGAGGACGACGCCACCCAGGGGGGGACAACUAAAAAGGAAGCAACAAAUGAACAAGAAAGCAAUGAAAUCAGUGACAAGUACAUAAAGUAUUUGGAGUGUAUAAAAAAUAACUGGUCAUCUUCCCAAGCAUCAAAAUUAUUAAACAAGAAAUUAAUUAAAUAUAUAUCUGAGCGAUUUUUAUAUAUGUCCAGUUCAUUGAAGGUUAGGGUGUUGACGAGUUUUUUUUAUCUGCCUGAUAAAUUAAGGGUAGAAAACGAGCGGUACCUGUUAUUAAUUACAGCAAAUGGUGAAAUCGAUGGUAACGGUUGGGUCAAAAAAUUUAGCAGAAUCUUAAAGCCAUUUAUCAAAACAGGCAUAAUGGAUAUUAAAGAUAUAGAUAGCCAAACCAUGCACAGAAUUUUAAAUUAUAUUGACCAAGAAAAUAAUAGCAAGAAACGUAGGACGCGUUACAUUCACAAUAAGAAGGAACUCGAGCACAUACACAUGUGCGAUCCUGUUAAUGAGUUAAAAAAUUUGGAAAACAAAAACAUUAUACAUUUGGAUGAGUACAAAAUGUUUACGCCGGCAAAAAAUUUUGACUGUCUUCUUUCAUCGAUCAUUAAGCGUGGAAUAAAGGAGUUCAAAAAUUGA